This is a messenger RNA of Passer domesticus (house sparrow), 7275 nucleotides long. RefSeq names its product protocadherin alpha-2-like. Gene Ontology annotation, molecular function: calcium ion binding. Gene Ontology annotation, biological process: homophilic cell-cell adhesion. The record is from RefSeq and is a predicted model, not a curated record. NCBI's taxonomy places the organism in Eukaryota, Metazoa, Chordata, Aves, Passeriformes, Passeridae. The transcript has a single exon. Gene Ontology annotation, cellular component: plasma membrane. The coding region runs from base 4702 to 7275 and encodes 857 amino acids.
CAUUGCUGAGAAGAAUAUGCUAACAGUUAUGUUCAACCUUGUGUUAGCAAAGGAAACUGUGAUCUGUUGUAUAGAGUAGGGCCUGGCCCUUGUCUGGUGGGAAGGGUGACCAUGAGCAGCAGAAAGACUUGUGUGGGGAAAGUGAAAAUGCUUGGGGACACCAUGGAUUGUGUCACAAGAAAAUAUCUUGAGGUUAUAUAUAUGUCUUCAUAACAGGUCUCGGAGUGGGGUAGUGAAGGAUUUGUACAGGAAAGAGUGGGACAAGAUGGGAGCAGAGUGGUCUUGCUGAGGAUGCUUUCCUACUUCCUAAGGGUCUGGAGUGGGAGGCCCUGCCGAUAAGGAGAUGAGAGUGUGAAACUGAAAUGCCCACGGUGUCCCUUGCAGUUUGGAGUCUCGCCACCAGGGACUGUCUGUGCUGCUGCUGCUGCCUGCCUGGUGUAGGCCACGUGUUGGAAAGUGUGGGGAUGCUUAAAAUCAGAGGGUUUUGGGAAAGCUGCAAAAGGCAGGCCUCAGCGACAACAGAACUGUGAUUAGAGCUAAGCAGUAGCGAUAAGAUUUGUCAGCAGAAAAAUGGUAUAAGGAGUAGAAAAGUAAGGAUAAAUGAACAGUGGACUGUGUAUUAAUGCAUGUCUAGAAUAACUCCCUAAGCUACAGAAAAGUCUGUCUGGCAAGAUAUUAAGAAGUUCUAAGCUUAAUAAUGGUGCUCUGUGCAAUGUGUGUUGAGGCUUGCAAGCAGGUAUUGUAUUCGAGAUAAGCAAGCAUUGUUUUAACCAAACUUGCAUGUGCUUAUGGUGGUUGGAUAGAACUACUGUCAAUAUGCUUUUCCUUUGUGGGAUUGGUCAGAAAACUUAUAAAGUGAGUUGUAACAUUUAGUUCUUUGCUGCUGGGGAUGUGAGCUGCUGGCAUCCUCCCAUUGUCAUAGGCAUGUAAUGAGACUGAUGCUGGAAAAUACAACAGCUCGAGACACGUUCCCCAGCAGCCCUGUCCUGUUUGUGAUUUGUACGGAGACCCUGGCAAACAUUAUUAAGAGCUGGUGAGAUGGAGACUGCUGAACAUUGUCUGAAGAAACAACUUUUUCUGCUUCAGUGUUUCAAGACAUUGUGGCUGGGGAAUGCUGCAAGUUGCUGUCCUUGUGCAGUAGUGGGCUUUUGUAGUAGUCUCUGCAGCUGUAGAUUUUACCAUGAUCAUUCCUUGCUCCUCCUCAGGUGGGAUUUACAAGCAAUUAUUUUAUUUCACAUGGGAGUAAUCUAUAUGUUCUCAACUUCCUUUACUUGUGCACUGCAGAAGUGGCCUCAGUAGAGAUGAUGUGUCCUGAUGUCACAUGUGGAUUGUUCUGAUAUCUGCAAGAACAUCCCAAAACCUGCCUGAUUUGCCCAGUUCAUGGUGUGCAAACCGUCCCUCAUGGUUGGCACUCUGUGAGUGCUCUUGUGCUUUGGCACUUGCUGUGUUCUCUUGAAGAAAUAAAUCUGUGUGGACUGGGAUCAGAGCUGUCACAGUUCUAAUCACAGAACCUUUAUGAACUCUAACAUGCAGCUCUGUGGCAUUUCCAACCCGAGAUUACUGAAAAAGAGCAAAGCAUUAAUGGUGAAGAUCAUGUAGCUGGGAAGAGCUUUUAGACAUUCUGUACAUUGUUUGUGAUGAUUGUGAAUGGAGAUGAGGAAGUACAGGGGCCUGGAGUGGGGUGUAGAGACAGGGCAUGUUGCUGAGGUUGAGCAAUGUGUGAUAUUUUGGCAGAGAUCCUGUGUGUGGAACUAAAUAAGGCCUGGGUCUGUGUGAUGGGGAGUGUGAUUUUGAGUGGGAAGGAGUUUUGGCCCAGGGAAAUGCAGAUGCUGAGUAGAACACGGCCUGCAUCACAGUGGAGGAACUGGAGAAAGCCUGGUUAGCUGUGGAGAUCUCAUUUCCCAUGUCUUGUGAAAAUGCCCACCACUUAAUGCUCCUCUUCUGAGAUCCUCUCAGGACCUCCAGCAGUUCUCUACAUUCUUGCUUUCUGUUUUUCCCUGUGAUAUUACAGCUUAUGAAGUGAUUUGCCAUCCAUGCCAUUAAUCACUUGUCUUCGAGGUGGAAUUUUCGUCAUAAAACAGAAGACUUUUUGAAAUUUGUGUCAUUCUGCCAGCCUUUCUUGGGACAUGGCAUCAGUCAUCUCCCAGGUCUUGGUCUUCUGGUUGGCAUUAAGGGAUGCUGUCCCUUAAAACAAGUACUCCUGGUCCUGGAGUUUCUUUUUCUGAAGAAGGAACCAGUGAUGCUACAGGUGAGUUAUUCCUACCAGAAGAGGCUCUAUGUGAGAGACAGGUGUCCUUUGGUUCCUGUGAUGCCUUAAGUUUUAGCUUUCAUGUUUUGCAGAUUCUGUACUGCAUUAGUAUAUAACUCUGAACUUCAUAUGAAGUGUUAGCAAGUUCUCCUCACAGCUCAGUCACACGAAACAAUCCUUUUGCAGUCUAGAGAACCGAGGACACCGUUGCAGCUUCAGGCUAAAAAAGUACAAACAACAGGGAAUUGAGGAGAGCAAACUGGGAGGAUGGGACUGCAUAACCUGGAGCCGUAAUUGGACAAUUAACCCCAAUAUUUAAAUGGACCAAAACUUACAAAAGCAUGGAAACUUGUGACCUGUCAUCCAUCUUGGAUGUAGCUGUGGCUGGGCUCUUGCACUGGCCAAGGUGUAUCCUGUGAAGGCCUUUUUAAUAAAUACCAACUUUAUUCCUUUAGCACUCCACAGCUUCUCAUUGCCCGGGAGCCUCUCAAGGCAUCACCUGUUCAGCUGUGGUAUCUUCACAUAGGAUCUACUAAAUAUUGCCUGAAUUGAAAUUCCUCUAGGAUUGGAGCAUAUUAUGUGCUCUCAUUUGAUUCUGCAGCUUCCUGGCUCAGGGUGAGAAGAGGGAAGCAAAGGCAGAUGGAGAAGUGACCUUAAUGCUUUUCUAGGAGUAGAUGUGCUGGGCAUGCAGAGGAUGCAUUCAGUGACAAUGCCGUGUUGAAUUUUGUAAUAGCUCUGCAGGUGAAAAAUGAGUGUGGCAGAAUUGUCCUCCAUCCAGGUAAAGGAAGAAUGUGGUGUCAUCAUGCUUGUUUUGCAGUGUUCUUGGAGUAUUGUCAUGCUGGGCUCUGAUGGGUUUGAUUUUGUAUAUGCGAGACUCCCUUGGGUCACUUGGACUCUGGAGCCUUUUUCGUAUUAGACGUCUGCAUGGGUGGACUCUUCUCUGAUGUAACAAAGCUGUUCUUUACUAUAUGAUUGCUUUGUGGAUUUAUUUCUGGGGUCCUUGAGAUGGACUGAGGACUCAAAAUGUGGAUUGGAUCCUGAAGGGAGAGGAAGCUGCAGGUGCAUGGUGCUGGAGGAAAGCAAGAGGGCUAUUCCCUGUCAUGAGGAAUGAGAGGUGGAAGGGGAGUGCCCUUUUGCUAAAGGACAUGUCUGUGCUUCAUGACGUGAUGGUGUAGGUAUUUUUAAAAUAUUUCCUGAAGGGGAAAACAACGAACAGAAGAUACAAGGAAGGCAGCAACAGACCAGGGGAGGGAAAGUCUUCACAACGAAGAGAGAAAAAAAAAGUAAAUAAAAUAAAAAAAAGAUAAAAUGCAAAAAAAAAUGGACAAAGACGAAGUGGAAUCAAAAGAAGCAAUGGAAGGAAUCAUUGCAAGGAAGAGGAAUGAGAAGUUUAUCCCAAAGACAUGUUUACUGCAAGUACUAUCUAAACAUUUGGAAAGAAUAUUGGUAAAGGAAAUAGAAACACAGAAGAGAUAAGGAAGGAAAAUGAGAAGGAGGAUGUAAAAAUAUGACAGUUAAGAGCAUGAAGAAGCCAUAGGGAAAGAGAACCAGGAAAUAGAAGGGAAAGAGAGAACAAAAGAAGGGAAACAAUAGCAGAGGAAAAUGAAGGAGAAAAGGAUAUAACAAGGAAGGCGACUAUAGAAGAAAAAAAUAAGACAGAAAGGGAGUAAGGAAGCAGCAAAGAAAGAAGAGAAUGGAAACAAAGGGAAGAAGGAUAAAGGACCAGAUGAGCAGGCACCGACCUUAUGUUUCCACGCUGUGAAGAGCUGCUCCGGAGCAGCCUUUCCCCGGUUGGAGCACCGCGCCCUGGCGCUGAUAUACCAUAAUUGCGCUGAUAUACCAUAAUUGGCGCAGAUAUCCCAUAACUGGCACUGAUAACUCCAACAGUGAUGGUCUCCACCGCGGCAUAGGAGGCAACUGGCAAAUUGCCGACGGGAGUAAAGAAGAGCGAAGAUUGGAAAGUAAGGUAAAAUGGUAUAAAGAUUAGGGCAGGGCAAUAAAGCAAAAGGAGAACUAGGAGAGGAAGCAAUAGAAAAGAACGGGAAGACUAAAAAAGAAAAGAGUAGGAGAAGGAAGGGAAAGGCAAACCGAUGAAAACCAGAGAAAAGACGGAAGGAAGAGAGCAAUCGAUAAAGAAAAGGAAACAGGAAAAAUAAGCGGAGCAGAGAGGAACAGACGGCAGAGGGGAUGUUCUUCAAGGAGCGGAGACAGAAGCGCUGUGGCUGUGGCGUGUGCGGCGGCGGAGCAGCGCACGGUGUCGCUGCAGGCUCAGGAACGGCUCGGUGCGGGCGGCUCCGCCCCGGUGCGGCGGAGAGCCCGGCUGUGAGCGCGGGGGGGCGGCGCGGGCCGGGCAGCAGAGCCGGUGAGUCCGGGCGGCGGCGGGGAGCCGUGCGGGGCCCGGGCCGGGGCCGGCAGCCACAGCGGCAAGAGCGGCGGCGGCGGCGGCAGGGAGGAUGGGCGAGCGGUGGUGUGCAGCGGUGCUGCGGGUGCUGGUGCUGCAGGCGCUGUCCUGGGCGCUGGCGGGCGGGCAGGUGCGCUACUCGGUGGCGGAGGAAGCCAAGGCCGGCACGGUGGUGGGCCGUCUGGCGCAGGACCUGGGCCUGGAGGCGGGCGAGGUGGAGGCGCGGCGGCUGCGGCUGGUGGCGCCGGGCCGGCGGGCGAGCGUGGAGGUGAGCGGGGCGAGCGGCGCGCUGCUGGUGAGCUCGCGGCUCGACCGGGAGGAGCUGUGCGGCAAGAGCGCGCCGUGCGCACUGCGCCUGGAAGUGCUGCUGGAGCGGCCGCUGCGCAUCUUCCAUGUGCAGCUGGAGGUCACCGACAUCAACGACAAUGCCCCCGUCUUCCCCGCCGCCCGAAAGAACCUCAGCAUCGCGGAAUCGUCUGUGCUGGGGUCUCGUUUCCCGCUGGAGGGCGCGACGGAUGCAGAUGUCGGGCUGAACGCGCAGCUCUCCUAUACACUGAGCCCCAGCGAGCAUUUCGGCUUGGAAGUGAAAUCUAAAGACGAAAAGAAAAUAUACGUUGUUCUUGUUUUAACGAAAUCUCUGGACCGCGAGACGAUUCCCGUGCACCGGUUGGUGCUGACGGCGAGUGACGGGGGCCGGCCGUCUCUGACGGGCACCAUGGAGCUGGUGAUCUCGGUGCUCGAUGCGAAUGACAACGCCCCGGAAUUCAAUCAGUCUGUGUAUAAAGUUAAGCUGCCGGAAAAUACGGCCCCGGGAACUGUGUUUUUUCUGGUAACGGCGACAGACAAAGAUGAGGGAAUUAAUCAAGAAAUAUAUUAUUCUUUUAGCGACGCGAUUUCUGCCAAAAUUCAGGACCUUUUCAAAAUUGACGAAAAGUCUGGGGAAAUACGGACUGUCGGGGAGCUGGAUUUCGAGGACGUUCAGUCGUAUGACCUGGAGAUUGAAGUGAGAGAUAAAGGGACACCCCCGCUAUCGGGUCACUGCAGCGUGGAGCUGGAGGUGCUGGACGUGAACGACAACGCGCCGGAGGUGUGGGUGACAUCGCUGUCGGUGCCAGUGGCGGAGGACGCGUCGGUGGGGACGGUGGUGGCCCUGCUGAGCGUGUCGGACCGGGACUCGGGGGAGAACGGGCGCGUGCGGUGCUGGGUGUGGCCGGCGUCGCCGUUCGGUCUGGAGGCGACGUUCGCGGGCUCGUACUCGCUGGUGCUGCGCGAGGCGCUGGACCGGGAGCGGGUGUCGGAGUACGAGGUGGAGGUGCGUGCGGAGGACGGCGGGGCGCCGGCGCUGCGCGCCAGCCGCGGGCUGCGGGUGCCGGUGUCGGACGUGAACGACAACGCGCCUGCGUUCGCGCAGGCCGUGUACACGGUGCUGGCGCGGGAGAACAACGCGGCGGGCGCGGAGCUGGCGCGGCUGUGGGCGCGGGACCCGGACGAGGCGGGCAACGGGCGCGUCAGCUACUCGCUGUGGGAGGGCGUGGGCGGCGGGGCCGCGGGAUCGUCGUCGUCGUGGUCGGGCGGCGGGUGGCGUCCGGCGUCGAGCUACGUGUCGGUGGACGCGGAGAGCGGGCGCCUGUGGGCGCUGCAGCCCUUGGACUACGAGGAGCUGCAGGUGCUGCAGUUCGAGGUGCGCGCGGUGGACGCGGGGGAGCCGCCGCUGAGCGGCAACGCCACGGUGCAGCUCUUCGUGCUGGACGAGAACGACAACGCGCCGGCGCUGCUGCCGGCCGCGGGCUCGGCCCCGGAGGCGGGCGCCGUGGCGGCGGCCGAGGCGGCGGCGGGCUCGGCGUCGGGCACGCUGUGGGCGUGGGCGGCGUGGGGGGCGCCGGCGGGGCAGGUGGUGGCCAAGAUCCGCGCCGUGGACGCCGACUCGGGCUACAACGCGUGGCUGCGCUACGAGCUGUGGGAGCCGCGGGGCAAGGGCCCGUUCCGCGUGGGGCUCUACAGCGGCGAGGUGAGCACGGCGCGGGCGCUGGACGAGGCGGACGGGCCUCGCCAGAGGCUGCUGAUCGUCGUGCGCGACCACGGCGAGCCGGCGCGCUCGGCCACGGCCACGCUCAGCGUGUCGCUGCUCGAGGCGGCCGAGGCGGCGCUGGCCGCGGGCUCCUCCUCGUCGUCGUCGUCGCCGUCACGCUCGGCCGUGGGCGUGGAGCUGGGGCCCGGGACGGCGAGCGCGGCCACCAACGUGUGGCUGGUGGUGGCCAUCUGCGCCGUGUCCAGCCUGUUCCUGCUGGCCGUGGUGCUGUACGGGGCGUCGCGCUGGGCGCCGCGGGCGGCCGUGCUCUCGGGGCCCGGGCCCACCACGCUCGUGUGCGCCAGCGAAGUGGGCAGCUGGUCGUACUCGCAGCGCCACAGCCGGAGCCUGUGCGUGGCCGACGGCGCCGCCAAGAGCGACCUCAUGGUUUUCAGCCCCAACUUCCCCCCUCCGCCGCCGCCCGGCCCCGCGCCCAAGGACACGCAGCCGGAGCCCUCCGCUCUCCUCGACACGGUCAGUGGCAAUGCUUUGCUUGCUUGUAUCCACUGCCACUUUGCCCCUCGUCUCUCGUUUCCCAAAGUGGUUUCUAGUUAUUAG